AUGAACUCUUCAAGCGUGUCAAAGCUUAGCAACCUCAGCCAAAGCAAUCGAGACACUAGCGAAGAAAGGAUCUUUGCAACGUUUAUAGGAUUCAAAGAUUAUUUUGACGCAGAAAAGGAGGACAAGCCAAGUCUCCGUGGCUUUUCUCAUUUCGACUUGUCUUUCUUCUGUUCUUGCUCUCCAAGUGACCCUUCCCAAUUCAAAGCAGUAUGGUCAAAAAGGUUCAAAACAGCCGUGCAACAGCACAAUAUUAGAAAUUAUGCCAAGCACCAACCGGAUUGGAGAACAAUCCAAGCGCUUAUUGACCUAAGAAAGGAGUCUCGUGUGGAGUCACCCAGUGACACGCCAUCAAAGCAAUCAGGAACAACGGUUUCGUCCUCGUUUUUGGACUUUGUCCGAAACCAACACCAGACGCUUAAAGGACCAAAGUGGAUUCUUUCCACUGGUACCUGCGUGGAGGACAAAAUUCUUGAAUUUGCGAUGAAAUGUCAAUAUGAGCAUGCUUGUCAUGCAAUGAUUAUAGAUGUGAAUGAUCCUUCUUGGUCUGAAUACUUCACCGGUGAUGAACUUGAAGAAAUCAGCAAUCACAAUAAUCCAGCACUACCAAAAGUGUCAGAGAAGGUCAAGAACCAUCUCGACCUCUUCCGCACCUUCGACGCAAGCAAAAAUCCCAAUGGCAAGGUGAGACAACCUGGGAACUAUCUAAGUACGUGA
Messenger RNA from Zychaea mexicana, 714 nucleotides. RefSeq lists its product as uncharacterized. The coding region runs from base 1 to 714 and encodes 237 amino acids. The transcript has 5 exons. Lineage: Eukaryota; Fungi; Mucoromycota; Mucoromycetes; Mucorales; Lichtheimiaceae. The record is from RefSeq and is a predicted model, not a curated record.